Molecule: messenger RNA, 810 nt
Organism: Scutellospora calospora
Lineage: Eukaryota; Fungi; Glomeromycota; Glomeromycetes; Diversisporales; Gigasporaceae
Source: the annotation of a GenBank genome assembly
AUGUCUAAAAAUGCCGAAAAUUUCAAUCAGUCCUUGAUAACAAACAAAGAUGAAAUCAUGAAUUCUGUCACUGGAAUUAAUAAUUCAACUAAAAUUAUUGAAGAAAGAUUGUAUGGUCCCGUUUAUUUUUCCUUCGGAGAUGAUAUUUUUUCUAUCAAUGAGAUCUUUUUAGUAAGGAAGCCUGAUACUUUCAUGUCAAUAUUUUAUAAAAAUUCUGAUGAAUUUGGAUCAAUUGAUCAGGGUAUGAAAGUUCGAGUUCUUAAGAUGCCUGAGAUUAGUCCUUUGAUGAUUCCGAUCGUGAAGGAUUAUUAUGAGAACGAUAUUAUUCCAAUUUAUGACAUCAAGUAUAAUGGGAUUGAAUGGAAAAAGUUUGAGAAGGACUUGGAUUGUUUGUUAAUUAAACCUAAGGAAACUUUUGUGGAAGAAUUGCAUCGUUAUGAUUCAAAUAUUCUGUGUGAUUUUGUUCAAGAAAUAGCUAAUUUUGUGCUUACUAAACAUUUUCCUUCUAAGGUUCUUGAGAUAUGUUUUCAUUUUAAUAAUAAUGGGCAAUUUGUUAAUUAUAGAAGAGAGUGGCGUAUUUUUGUUGAAAAAGGAUAUGGGUUUUAUUGUGUUUCUGAAUAUUUUGAAUUUAUAAAGAAAGGACUUUUGGAAUAUUUUCCGAGUUUUAAGAUUAGUAAAAAGGCUGGUUCGUCUGGUGAAAAUUCGAUUGUGAUUGAGAAGGUGCUCGACAGAAAGAGAGUAAUCGAAAUGGCCGAAAAUACAUUAAAAAAACGUAUGAUGCUGAAAGAGGUUGACGAUCAUGAUGAUUAA